CGCCCGCUGCGUCAUCCCGGCUUUGGAGCGGAGUCCAGACGCUGCCGCCUCCAUCUUGUCGAGCGUGUCCUCGGCGGUCGGCUGGGUCUGGAGCUGUACCCUUGCGAACCCUCGUCGCUGUGGCCUCGGCGUUUCAGACGAAGACGAUGAGACACUCAAAGAGAACUUACUGUCCUGACUGGGAUGAAAGAGAGUGGGACUGUGGGAAAUGGAGAAGCAGCAGCAGUCAUAAAAGAAAAAGAAGAUCAUAUAGUAGUGCCCGGGAGAACAAGCGAAGCAAAUACAACAAUCACUCUAAGACUUCCGAUAGCCACUAUUUAGAAAGCAGAUCUAUAAAUGAGAAGGAUUACCAUAGUCGACGCUACAUUGAUGAAUAUAGAAAUGACUACGAUCAAGCAUGUGAGCCUGAACACUAUUAUAGAGACCAAGAAAGCAGAUACCAGAACCAUAGUAGCAAGUCCUCUGGUCGAAGCGGAAGAAGUAGUUAUAAGAGCAAACACAGGAUGCAUGACAGCACUUCACAUCAUCGUUCACAUGGGAAGAGUCACCGAAGGAAAAGAACCAGGAGUGUAGAGGAUGAUGAGGAGGGUCACCUGAUCUGUCAGAGUGGAGACGUACUAAGUGCAAGAUAUGAAAUUGUUGAUACUUUAGGAGAAGGAGCUUUUGGAAAAGUCGUGGAGUGCAUCGAUCAUAAAGCGGGUGAUAGGCAUGUAGCAGUAAAAAUAGUUAAAAAUGUGGAUCGAUAUUGUGAAGCUGCUCGUUCAGAAAUACAAGUUCUGGAACACUUAAAUUCAACAGACCCUAGCAGUGCAUUCCGCUGUGUCCAGAUGUUGGAGUGGUUCGAGCAUCAUGGUCACAUCUGCAUUGUGUUUGAACUGCUGGGACUGAGUACUUAUGACUUCAUAAAGGAGAAUGGUUUCUUGCCAUUGCGGCUAGAUCACAUCAGAAAGAUGGCAUAUCAGAUUUGCAAGUCUGUGAACUUUUUACACAACAACAAGUUGACUCACACGGACUUAAAGCCUGAAAACAUCUUAUUUGUACAGUCUGACUACACAGAGGCAUAUAAUCCCAAAAUGAAACGUGAUGAACGCACCUUGAUAAAUCCAGACAUUAAAGUCGUGGACUUUGGAAGUGCCACAUACGAUGAUGAGCACCACAGCACCCUGGUGUCCACGAGGCAUUAUAGAGCCCCGGAGGUGAUUCUCGCCCUGGGAUGGUCCCAACCAUGUGAUGUCUGGAGUAUUGGAUGCAUUCUUAUUGAAUACUAUCUUGGAUUUACAGUAUUUCCGACUCAUGAUAGUAAAGAACAUUUAGCAAUGAUGGAAAGAAUUCUUGGACCUUUACCAAAGCACAUGAUACAAAAAACCAGAAAACGAAAAUAUUUUCAUCAUGAUCGAUUAGACUGGGAUGAACACAGUUCUGCUGGCAGAUACGUCUCAAGACGCUGUAAACCCCUGAAGGAAUUUAUGCUUUCACAGGAUGCUGAACAUGAACUUCUGUUUGACCUCAUUGAGAAAAUGUUGGAGUAUGAUCCAUCUAGAAGGAUCACUCUGAAAGAAGCCUUAAAGCACCCUUUCUUCUACCCACUCAAAAAAGUGACAUAGUGUAAUAAUUGAAAAAAGGAGGGGUGAAGGAGGCAGCCCACAUGGUGAAGCACACACAUUACAGUGCACGCAAAGACCCGGGGGUCAAGCCACUGGACCCAUCUGCAGGAGGAAAGCAUCACGAGUGGUGGGGCAGGGCUGCAGGUGUCUCUUUAUCCCUCCUUUUAAUUUCUCUCUAUCCAAUAAAAAAGUUAUAUAGGUCUGUGACUAUAGUUCUCUUCAAGAGAUACCAUAGACUGUAUCAGUCUAAUUUUUACAUAAGUUAUUUUGUACAGAUUUUUGUCAUCAUCUUUACAUUUUUGUAUUGCCAUGUUUAUUUUGCUUGUAUAAUUUGUUUAUAGCUAAGUAGUGACUAUCUUUUUAGUAAUUACUGUAUAAAAUUAUCUAUCCAGAAUAAAUUUUUGUGCUUAUGAAAUUUA
This is a messenger RNA of Erinaceus europaeus (western European hedgehog), 2023 nucleotides long. RefSeq names its product CDC like kinase 1 (gene CLK1). The transcript is spliced from 13 exons. Lineage: Eukaryota; Metazoa; Chordata; Mammalia; Eulipotyphla; Erinaceidae. Gene Ontology annotation, biological process: protein phosphorylation; regulation of RNA splicing. The coding region runs from base 147 to 1604 and encodes 485 amino acids. Gene Ontology annotation, molecular function: ATP binding; protein tyrosine kinase activity. The record is from RefSeq and is a predicted model, not a curated record. Gene Ontology annotation, cellular component: nucleus.